Molecule: messenger RNA, 3647 nt
Organism: Polypterus senegalus (gray bichir)
Lineage: Eukaryota; Metazoa; Chordata; Cladistia; Polypteriformes; Polypteridae
Gene: ttc34
Product: tetratricopeptide repeat domain 34
Exons: 7
Coding region: 19-3231 (1070 amino acids)
Molecular function (GO): protein binding
Source: RefSeq, a predicted model, not a curated record
AGUAAUGCAAGGAAGAGUAUGGAUACAGAGCGCCCGUCAAUCAGUGACCCUGCCCAAAAGGAAAAUCCGGCGAGACAACUGUGCCAGGAGGCAGACAAGCUCUGGGCCCAAGGUUUCCAGGCUCAGGCUACCACCUGCUACACUAGUGCCUUUGGACUGAAUGCGGGUGCCACGGCUCAGUAUGUCAGAGGUUUGAGUAAACAAGACCAGGAGCAAAUUGUUGUCAUCUUGGAGAACUGGUUGGACUGGAGACAAAGUGACAGACAGCCCUGUCCAGAUGUGAGACCUGGGUUCAAUUUAGGGCUGGCAGCUGUGUUCCUCUCAACAAUCCGCCCCAACAAUCUGCAGGCAUCACUCUUCAAGAUGGGAACUCUUCUAAAGAGUGGACGCUGUACAGAAGUGCUGGAAAAGUGCAACAGGCUGCUGGAAGAAACUUCAACAGGAUUGGAAGAGCUGGGCACCAGUGUUCUGCCGGUUCUGUUGACUCGGGCUCUGGCCUGCCUUCUGCUGAACUCUCACUCUGAUGAUGGUGUCACAGAUUACCUUCAAGCAUUCCGAAUGCAGCGUGGAGAGACUGUGCAAUUUGUCACUAAUAAUCAGACAAAGCACCUCCCGCUGAUUGUGCAGGCACUGCAGGAUCACCAGCGUGUCCACAUUGGGCAGCAGUUAGAGUCCGACUGUCACAACCUCUUAGUAGCACUCGUCCCGAAUGCAGGUGGCACAAAUGAAGAUAGUUUAACUGAUAACCUGAACCUACAAACUAAAUGGGAUGAUGCGCAGCAGCACCAAAGCUCAUCCUCCAGAAAGUCUCAGCGGCUAGUGGACAGUGCUGCUGCUCAUUUCUCUGUUGGGGGUAGAGGAAGAGAACUGUUCCAGGACAUCGCUUCUGCUUUUCAGCUGCACCCUGUUGCUGCUUUACGACGUGUUUCUGAAGUAUUUGGCCCACAGACCCAAGCAAUCAUGCAGUCCCAGCUGCAGCAGCAGGUGGACCUUGAGCUGGCCUCAUACAGAGAAGUGGUGCGUAGUAGACAGGACCUGAGGUCAACAGAGGGGGUAGAACUGCUUACACCCAUAAUUUCUGCACUACGGGCACUUGCCCACAUGAAACCAGUAGGAGGCAACCAGGAAAUACUAGUGCAAUUAGUAGACUGUCUUGUGCUGACAGGUAACUACGGUGAGGCUCUCAGUGUUUGUCGGGAGCUGCGCCAGCCCCAGAGUCCUCAGAGUUAUGCCAAUACCAUUUUGGCUCUUCGUGGUUUUGCCUGGGUCCAGGCAGGUCAGCUGGACAGGGCUCUGGAAGACUUCAGAGCAGUGGUAGAACACCCAGCUCCCCAUCCCAGCAGCUGUGUACGGGCAUUGUGUGGACGGGGACUCCUCCGCAUGCUGACUGGCAGCUCCUACCUGUCUGCACUAGACUAUAUCACUGCCAGCCAACUCAGACUGGAGGAGGCUGUCUUGGUGGUCAAAUCCUACAUUCCCUGGAAUCAGCGUGGUCUGCUCUGCACUGUGCUGCAAGAGGAGGGACGAAAGAUGCUACAGAAAGCUGCUGAUAACUGUGAUGGCAAGAAAAGAUCUAGACAUGAAGCAGCAGGCUCAACUAGUUGCCUUACUGCUAAAGAAGGUGAUGCUGCUGCUGUCCACUGUCUGGCUUGCCUACUCAUGGAACUUGACCCUAGUUGUGACCUCCCACGAAUCCUAGCCACAGAUGCCCUCUACAAACAAGGCCGCUCAGAGGAAGCAUAUCGACUGCUUCUGGUCGCCCAGGAAGCCCACUGCCCGCCUGUCCUGGCAAGACUUGCCCUUCUCCAGCUACGUCGCGGCUUCUUGUACGAUGCCAACCAGCUCCUAAAGAAGCUCAUCCAGUUGGGGAACACAUCCUGCUUGCUGCCCAUUGUGGCACUGUGUAACCUUUCUGACCGCCAGCUAUUGUGGCAUCACUGCCAUGCUGUCGCCACACACAUUCUGGAGAGCCAUCAGGGGGACACCUUUGUCAAAGAGAGUGUGGCUUAUCUUUCACUGGCCAUUAUUGCCUCAGGUGGAGAGGCAUUCAACUCUCUUUUGGCUCGAGCCCGUUGCUAUGCACACUUGGGACAGUAUAAGACAGCAGUGUUUGACUUCAGUGCCAUCCUGCGGCUUGAGCCAAACAAUGUGCAGGCAUUGUGUGGCAGGGGCUUCACUCACUUGAUCCUCAACCAGCAGAAGGAGGCGACAAUGGACAUCAUUGCGGCAGUCAAAGUGGAUGCAGCACAUGUCACUCGGGAUGUUCUUUCUCUGAAGGAGCAGGCAAGAGAGCUCAUCUGUGGGUGGCUCUGUCAGUACUGCAGGGCAUCCCUUUUUGAGUUCAUUCAGCCUGAAGGUCCAUCCUGCAGAGAGUCAGGCUUGAAUGAAGUAUUUCUAACAGCGGGCAUGCUCAUUAGCAUCGAUAGUGGCAGAAGCAACUGGCACCUUGUGUACAUUGACAUACUGUUGGCCCAAGGUAAGAACACUGAUGCUAUGGCACACCACCAAAAGAUAUUUGGAGUGGAACCAACAGAGCUACCAGCACGGGCCAGACUGGGGCUCAUGGAGGCAUUACAGGGGAAUCUGACAGUUGCUGCUGAAGAGCUGAGCAAGAUUGCUGAAGAUGACACAUCUACUCUUGACUUCCUACUGACUUUGCUCCCUGAAAAGCAGAAGCGAAGCCUAGCUCAGGUGGCAGCCCAAAAGGCAAGUUCACUUAGUGAGAUGGGCCAGUCAAGCCAGGCACUUGGCUUAUUGUCCUUGGCUACAAAGGCAGGUGGAGAAAAGCAGACCCAGUAUUUACGCCAGCGAGCCUUCUGCCUGCUGCGGCUAGGCCACAAUGAGCGGGCCAUUCUGGAUCUGGAUCGUGUCAUUCAAAGCCAUUUGUUUCCUGCUACUGCCCAGAAUCUCCGUGAGAUGGUUCAGGACUACUGUGGACGUGGCCAGGGCCUUCUGCUUAUGCACAAGCAGGACCCUGGUCUUGUGGACUUUUCUCAGGCUCUCGACCUAGAUGCAUUGUGCGCCGUGGCUUUUAUUGAGUGUGGGUUGGGAAGAGUAUGUUUGGUGCAACACUUCUUACAAGGAGCAAUGCAACAAUUUGAAAGGCAGCACCUUAAGGAGUCAUGGCGCCUAGCUGGCUAUGGCCUGCUCAUUGAUGAGAAUAACUUGGAACUGCGGAAACUGAGGUCCAAGAUCAAACGAGAAGCAUCUGGCUCCUGUACUCUGAACUAAAAACACUGUAUGGUACUGCAUCUAGACCUUCUUCCAAAGUCAACCAUCGUGUUAUCAUAAUGUACCUGCAGGGAUCAUCUGUGGCAUGCAAAACCGAUUUUGUGCUGGUCACAUUGUCUAGCAAGGCUGGAACCAUCCCCAGACAGAACACCGGGGACACACCUAUCCUAUUUAGACUAACUAAUCAAAUGAAAAGCUAUGGGAGGAAAACUGUGGGGUAAGUGUGUGGACUUCAAACAAAAGAUGUACUGAGCUGAAGCCAAGAAGUGUUGAGACAUCAGUGCAAUCUACUCUGGCACUGUGCUGCCCCACCAUUUUCCAGUAUCAAUAAAAUAAAUACUGUAACAGGGUCCUUAACCCAUGGACUACACUCCCAGUGUAACUUUGUCUGGGAAGAACUGAGAAACAGCUGCUGG